Messenger RNA from Striga hermonthica, 1980 nucleotides. NCBI's taxonomy places the organism in Eukaryota, Viridiplantae, Streptophyta, Magnoliopsida, Lamiales, Orobanchaceae. The record is from the annotation of a GenBank genome assembly.
AUGAAACCAUUUGCUUCAUUUAAGGUUCUUCUCUGUUUAGGAUUCUUCCUUGCAGGCUGCGCAGCAUUACCCAAAAAUGAAGUUGAUGCUUUGAUUUCAUUCAAGAAAGCUAUUUUUGAUGACCCUUUGCUGGUUUUUUCCAAUUGGAACACUGUGGACCCGAACCCUUGCCAUUGGUAUGGCAUUUUUUGUUCCAAGGCUGGUGAUCGUCUUCUGAAACUAAAUAUUUCGGGAAAAUCCUUAAAGGGUUUUAUCGCGCCAGAGUUGAAGAAGCUGUUGAUUUUACAAGAAUUAAUUUUGCACGGGAAUUUGCUGAUGGGCUCAAUACCUAGUGAGAUUGGCCUAUUGAAAAACCUCAAGGUGCUCGAUUUAGGCUCAAACCGGCUAACAGGGAAUAUUCCACCUGAGCUCGGGAACUUAAGCAGCAUUCUGAAAAUAAAUCUUGAAUCCAAUGGGUUAACCGGAAAGUUGCCUUCGGAGCUUGGUAAUUUGGAAUACCUUGAAGAGCUUCGAUUAGAUAGGAAUAGGCUUCUGGGAUCAGUUCCUGCUCAUAAUGCCUCCGAGAGAAGCUUGCCUUCCAAUGGAACUCUUAUGGGAUUUUGUCGAUUCUCGCAACUGAAAGUAGCUGACUUCUCGUACAAUUUCUUGGUUGGAAGCAUACCCAAGUGCUUGGCAUAUCUUCCUAGGUCAAGUUUUCAGGGUAAUUGUCUUCAAGCCGAUGAUAUCAAACAGCGCCCGGUUGCACAAUGUGGUAACCCCUCAGAUUCUCCCCCAACAAACGCUCAUUCGGAGGUAAUGUCAAAGCCAUUACCUACUAAGAAUGAAUCAAAACAUCAAGAUAGUUCGUCUAAACCCGCAUGGGUUUUGGCCCUUGAAAUAGCUACUGGAAUUACAGUGGGUCUUGUAUUUGUCAUCGUUCUCUUUACUGCCGUCCGAAAGUUUAAGAGGAAACCUUCGAACAUCAUGAGAUGGAAGAAGUCCUCGAGUGUAAUUGCAAAGGACAACUUGACGCUUUAUAUAGAUUCCGAAUUACUCAAGGACGUGACGAGAUACAGCAGAAAAGAACUCGAAGUAGCCUGUGAGGAUUUCAGCAACAUCAUCGGAUCAUCCCCCGAUAGCCUCGUUUAUAAAGGCACAACAAAAGGAAGAUCUGAAAUUGCGGUUAUAUCACUUGGCUUGAAAGACGAGCAGUGGACUGGCUACCUCGAGCUGUAUUUUCAGAAAGAGGUGGCUUGUUUGGCGAGACUAAAUCAUGAGAAUGUGGGAAAGUUGCUUGGUUAUUGCAGAGAAAGCAGCCCGUUUACUAGGAUGCUGGUGUUCGAGUACGCAUCCAACGGGACACUCUACGAGCACCUUCAUUAUGGAGAGGCGUGUCAGUUCUCUUGGACACGGCGCAUGAAGAUUAUUGUUGGGAUUGCUCGGGGUUUAAGAUACCUUCACAUGGAACUAGACCCGCCUUUUACAAUAUCUGAGCUGAAUUCAAGCUCCAUUUAUCUUACUGAAGAUUUUUCUCCCAAGCUGGUCGAUUUUGAAUGCUGGAAGACAAUUCUUUCAAGAUCAGAAAAGAGCUCCGGCGCCUUAAGCAAUGAAGGUUCGGUUUGUGUAAUCCCGAAUUCUCUUGAAGAACGUAAUCUCGAUAUUCAGGGCAACACUUACUCGUUCGGCAUUCUUUUACUCGAGAUCAUCAGUGGUCGAUUGCCAUACAGCCAAGAAAAAGGGUGCUUGCUCGAUUGGGCCAAGGAAUAUUUGGAUUUGCCGGAAGUCAUAUCGUAUGUGGUGGAUCCCGAGCUAAAACAUUUCAGGUACGAAGAUCUGAAGGUCAUAUGUGAGGUCGUGGGCCUGUGCAUAUACCCAAAAACGAGCACACGAACAUCCAUGCGGGACUUGUGCUUCAUGCUGGAGAACGGCAUAGACACGUCUGUGUCUGCCGAUAUUAGGGCAUCCUCGCUGGCUUGGGCAGAGCUGGCGCUUUCGUCGUAA